This is a messenger RNA of Rhineura floridana, 2350 nucleotides long. RefSeq lists its product as uncharacterized. The transcript is spliced from 2 exons. NCBI's taxonomy places the organism in Eukaryota, Metazoa, Chordata, Lepidosauria, Squamata, Rhineuridae. The record is from RefSeq and is a predicted model, not a curated record. The coding region runs from base 90 to 971 and encodes 293 amino acids.
UUAGUUGGUUAAAUUGCAGAACUUGUUCAUAUUUGGUGGUAUAUAUACACUUUGUUAAUUGUGUAUUUGUUUAUCCUGGUCUUUUGACCAUGCCUCCCAAGAAGGUGCAACAGAAGAAAGGGGUUCGGGUGCUGAAGCAGGCCACCAAGCACCCUUCCUCAAUGCAGCAUCAAUCUUCUGACGAGGAGGAGGAUUUGGGGACCAUCCAUGCCUUGGUGGCUAGAGUUGAAGCGCUUGAAAGGGAACGCAGGCAGACUCAGGACGUUGAUGCGGGUCCCAGUUCCGGACCUGUAGGUAAGAAAUCUGCUAGGUUAGCUUCCAAAAUGACUAAAUCUCAUCUUCUCGACGACUUGGUUUCUAGAGUUGGUGUGCUUGAAGAUGCUAUGCCCAUGGAGGGGUCUUCGGUGCAUACUCCUCCAGUUGGUUUGCUUGCUGUUCCGCCCACGAAUCUUACCUUGCCUGAACUUGAGCGUCGGGAUGUACAGAUGCCUGUCCAUUCAACACCCGCCACGUUCACUCCCGGGUCUCCAGGGUUCACCAUGCCGCCGGUCAUUGCUUCUCCUGCAACUUAUACAGGUUUGCUAAGCAUCCCUAUUCCCGUGAGGAUCGCCUUGUGUGGCCACUCAAUUUUGUUUUGGGCUCAUCGGAGGGCUUCUUCGUCUGCUCCUGGGACCCAGCUGCAGCUUUCUGCUACCGCUACAGUUCACUGGGUAGCCCGGAGGGGCAUGUUAUGGGAUGCGUUUUUGCCUUCCGUGUGCCGUAUUAUGUCUUCUAUGGAUCGGCCACAUAUAUUAUUAAUCCAUUUAGGGGAAAAUGAUUUGGUGCAGAGUCCUGGUGUGGACCUGCUUCUUAAGGUUACUCGCGAUCUCACAUGGCUUCUUAAUUCCUAUCCACGCCUUAUAAUUGUGUGGUCUGAUAUGCUUGUUAGAAGGGUGUGGAGGGGUGCUAUUCAUCCCAACAGGAUCGAUUGAUCCCGGAAAUGGGUGAAUAGGAAGAUCAGGGCUCUUGUCCUGUCGCUUGGGGGGGCAUUCAUUCCCCACGACAGGAUUAGGUUCCAUGCCCCACAUUUGUUUCGUGGGGAUGGUGUUCAUCUUUCGGACCAGGGGUGUGAUUUAUUUUUAGAGGAUAUUAUGAAGGGUUUAAGGGUUUUGUUGUCUUCGUUGGGUGGAGUGGACCAAGCUUGAGCUGAUCCCCUCCUGUGGCAUAGAAUUCGGGCAGGUGAGGUAUAGUGGGGGAUUAUAUAUUUAGGUGGUUAAGGCAUCACAAAAGGAGCACUUCCCAGGGAACCAUCAGGGUUCAUCUCUGGUGGGGAUCUGGGUGGUGUCCUUAUGGGACCGGCUUGCGCAUCAUGGUGAACGCCUGUACGGCGGGGCCAUGGUGUGGAGGUUGGAACCACGUGCAUGGCUCCAAGAGCAAGGAGUGAGGAUUUUACACACGUCCUUCACUCUGGAGUUAUGCAAUAAUUAGAAUUAAUGCCUUUUGAAGGUGGGAGGGUAGUCCCACAUAGUUAGGAUUAACCUCACCUGCCCGAAGUAAUUAUAUUUGAAUGAUUGGCUGUCUUGCUUUGGAUUUAGUAUGUUAUAUUUAAUAAAUAUAACAUUAUUCCAAUCUUGUGUCAUGAGUCUUCCUUGUGUGGUGGCAAUGUCGUUCCUUUUAGGGACGGAUUUGCCGCCGCCAUUAUUAAAGGGAGGACUCGUGAAUGCUCGCGAUACAAACAUUUUAGAGCCACGUGAGAUCGUUCACCCAAUCAGGAAGGGUGUUUGAGCAGCAUAUAAAAGGCUGCUGCUUCUUCCCGCUCUUGCCUUUUUCGCCUCGCGGCACCCACCCUCCCUCCCUUGUCAGUAUGGGCUUUGCUGGUCGCCAAAAUGGGGCCGAGUAGGAAUUUUUGGGGGGGGAUUCUGAUUUAGACUCCCUUUGGUUUUGCCUACUCCAUGCUGCUCGGGUUAAUUCAAUUGGCUUUUUGGAUGGGUCGGGUUGUGUCUGCUUUGGCUAGCAUAGAAUUCGGGCAGGUGAGGUAUAGUGGGGGAUUAUAUAUUUAGGUGGUUAAGGCAUCACAAAAGGAGCACUUCCCAGGGAACCAUCAGGGUUCAUCUCUGGUGGGGAUCUGGGUGGUCUCCUUAUGGGACCGGCUUGCGCAUCAUGGUGAACGCCUGUAUGGCGGGGCCAUGGUGUGGAGGUUGGAACCACACGCAUGUCUCCAAGAGCAAGGAGUGAGGAUUUUACACACGUCCUUCACUCUGGAGUUAUGCAAUAAUUAGAAUUAAUGCCUUUUGAAGGUGGGAGGGUAGUCCCACAUAGUUAGGAUUAACCUCACCUGCCCGAAGUAAUUAUAUUUGAAUGAUUGGCUGUC